Molecule: messenger RNA, 1645 nt
Organism: Stegostoma tigrinum
Lineage: Eukaryota; Metazoa; Chordata; Chondrichthyes; Orectolobiformes; Stegostomatidae
Product: NAD(P)(+)--arginine ADP-ribosyltransferase 1-like
Exons: 4
Coding region: 524-1489 (321 amino acids)
Molecular function (GO): NAD+ poly-ADP-ribosyltransferase activity; NAD+-protein-arginine ADP-ribosyltransferase activity
Source: RefSeq, a predicted model, not a curated record
AGGAGAAAGAACCAAGCCGCACUAUCUAAUCUCAGUGGACUAAAGUUUCAACAGGCUGUUAUUGAAGGGAAGCAAAAGAACCAUUGCAGUUUAACCAGUGAGAGGCUACUGGAUUCAAACAAGACGUUUAACAAAACAUUUCAAGCAGUGGCUCUCUAAGGAUCAGAGGAUACAGUAAAUUCUACAAAUUAAUCCAUAAAUGCUGCCAGACCUGUUCGGCUUUUCCAGCAACUUUGUUUUUGUCCCUGAUUUACAACAUUCACAGUUCUUCCGGUUUUUAUUUACAUUCUAAUGUUCAUCAAAUGACAGAAGUCAAGGCAAUAGUUCAAAAAGCAAACUUCAAAAACAAAUGCUAAGCCUGGAUUUUCACUGCAGUGGUGGGAGCUCAGAGUUGGGUCAGUUCCCGGAUCCGUGGUGAGAAAGAGCUUAGAUAUUUGGAUUUUCAUGCCAGAAGACAUCUACAGAAUGUGUAUGCUGAUGUAAUUCAUGAAAGUUGUUGCAGGAAAAGGUCGAAACAAUAACAAUGAGAACUCUGGGAUUUGUUCUGAUUUUUGUCCUAAGGAUUGAUGCUUUUUCCAAUCCUUCAAUGGAGCCCCUGUGCCAAAUUUCAGAAAACGCAGUCAAUAUCAAAAUGGACAUGGCAACACGCUCCGCUGAUUAUUACUUCUUACAGAGCCUGGAAUCGGACAAGAUUGCAAUAGAUUAUGCUAAGGUAGAACAUAAGAACAAUGCAACAUACUAUGGGGAGGCCUGGCAUACAGCCUAUCAUGAAUGGCAGCUCAGAAAAAAGGAACUCGAAAUACCUACUGGUCUCGUGGAAGAGCAUGUCAUCGCAAUCCUGUGCUACACCCUAGACAGCCCACCGCUCUACGGCUAUUUCAACAGGGCUCUUCGAAACUAUGGUGCCACUGAUAAAAUGUAUUCUGAAUGCUUCCAUUACAAAAGUCUGCACUAUCUUUUGUCUGUAGCUCUGAGUGUAUUGCAGAACAGUUCUUGGGGUCCUGAUCCAAGAACACAGGUCUACAGAACAAUAAAUAGAGCAGUUCUGGUCAGUGAAGGAGCACAUAUCCGCUUUGGCCAAUUUGCUUCAACAUCCCUGAACAUGUUUCAAUCGGUCUCAACAUUCACAGACAAGGAAUCAAGCAGUAACACACUCUUUAACAUCACCACAUCCCUGGGUGUUGCCAUCCAAAACUUCUCUUUCUUUCGUAGGGAAGAGGAAGUGCUCAUUCCACCGUAUGAGAUAUUUAACGUUACCAAUGUCAUCAAGUGGGAAGAUGACCUUGGGGUGCGAGGUGUCAACAUUGCCCUUUCAUCCGUUGGACGUAAACAAACGGUGGUAAAACUUGAGUCAGAUGGCCCGGGACAUCUUCGUGUGGUGAGGAUGCAAGAACCAAUAUCUCCAUUGUGGUUCUCACUUUUGGCACUCAUAGGACUCCUGCUGCUUGCCACUUGUCUUUUUUAUUUGAAGAAACAGAAAUAUAUCUAAUCCCCUGGUUGAUUAGAGUGUCCAGUGUGUCCAUAAUUGAGAAGUUGUAGUCACAAAGCACAAUGAGGCCACACCUCAGUAAAAUUAAUUAAAAAUCUGUUCACUGCCCUUCCAUUUGUUUAGUGUAAGAUUCUCCUAAUAUCCGAGCAUCUUGAU